Durio zibethinus is the source of this 2321-nucleotide messenger RNA. The record is from RefSeq and is a predicted model, not a curated record. NCBI's taxonomy places the organism in Eukaryota, Viridiplantae, Streptophyta, Magnoliopsida, Malvales, Malvaceae.
AAGCUUUUAUUUUUGUCAUACACUUGUAUAGCACUAAUGUGAUUUAACCAAUUUCAUAAAAUUCUUCACCUUCAGCUGUACCUUUCCACUAUAUGCGUUCUUUUUUUCCUUUAGAAAGCGUUUCAUUAUUUUCACUGAAGCUGGAUGACGAGGUGUUGAUGCUGAGCCCAAAUUUUAGUCCAACCUAAAAGCUUAUGGCUCGGCCUAAAGCUUUAAGGAUGUUGAAAUUGGAUGGGCCAUGGGUAAAAUCCAAAACGUUUAAGUUAAUCCCUAAAGCCCAGGACCCAAUCCGACACGUGGCGUUUGAACUCCGAGUUUACUCUCACGCAGAGAGUCAGAGAGGCCGGAAGCAAUUUCAGCUUUAAGCUUGACAUUCUGUUUCUAAAAGGGUUUUUGGCAAUCCUCGAUCAUCAAAUGGCACAGGGUUGAGCUAUUGUAGACGUCGAUUUUUCAGUGGCUGGUCAAUAACAAUCUAGCAAAGAUGCCCGCAUUAGCCUCAACUAGGUUGCUUGUAUAUUUUGGAGAAUCUUUAACUUUGCAUAGGUUGCCUAAUGUGUCUAGGAAAGUUUGGUGCCAGGCCUGCGUACGAUUUGUGAGCCACGUUAAUCAUGAUAAUGGGCCUCUCAUUCUUGCCAGCCUUGGUUUCAAGAGUGACUUCGGAAAAACGAACAAGAACAAAGAAAAUAAAAUCGAGAGGCUCAGUGUUUCUAAUGAAGCACCCAAAAGUAAGGUGAGGGUUGUUAGAAGCGACAGUAUAAAAGCAGUUAAGGAUGUUGGGGUGAAAAAAUCACUAGAAAUUGAGUCAGCGCUAUUUGCUGCAAAAUCAUUUUCUGAGCUUGGCCUCCCAUCUUUGUUGCUGGGGAGGUUAGAGACUGCAGGCUUUACGGUUCCAACUGAUGUUCAGUCUGCAGCAGUUCCAACAAUUCUCAAGGGUCACGACGUUGUGAUUCAGUCUUACACAGGCUCAGGAAAAACAUUGGCAUAUGUCCUUCCCAUACUGUCUGAAGGGCCACUGAAAAAGAAAUCUCCAAAUGGCGAGGGUCAAUCUGGGAAGAAAAUGGAGAUUGAAGCAGUUAUUGUGGCUCCCUCUAGGGAACUGGGGAUGCAAAUUGUUAGGGAGUUUGAAAGGCUUCUAGGUCCUGCAGACAAGAAAGUUGUUCAGCAACUUGUAGGAGGUGCAAACCGAUCAAGACAGGAAGAAGCUUUAAAGAAAAACAAGCCUGCAAUUGUUGUUGGCACCCCUGGCCGAAUUGCAGAGAUCAGUGCGGCUGGAAAACUUCAUACUCAUGGCUGUCGCUUCUUGGUUUUAGAUGAAGUUGAUGAGCUCCUUUCAUUUAACUUCCGAGAGGAUAUGCACCGGAUUUUGGAACAUGUGGGUAGGAGAUCAGGUGCUGACCCGCGUGGCUCACGUGCUAAGUUGGCUGAGCGUCAGACCAUUAUGGUGUCUGCAACGGUUCCAUAUUCAGUUAUAAGGGCAGCUAGGAGCUGGGGGUCUGACCCACUUCUUGUUCAAGCGAAAAAGGUCAUGUCACUUGAAUCUGUUUCUCCCUCUGGACCUGUUAAUCUCUUAGGGCCUACAUCCAGUUCAGGCUCAAGUUCAAAUAUGCAGACUCAGGCUGCGUCACAAAGCCUACCACCUGCUUUGAAACAUUACCAUUGUGUCACAAAAUUACAACACAAGGUUGAUACAUUGAGAAGAUGUGUCCACGCACUUGAUGCCAAGUCAGUGAUAGCCUUCAUGAACCAUACAAAGCAGCUAAAGGAUGCUGUCUUCAAACUACAGGCUCGAGGGAUGAAAGCUGCAGAGCUGCAUGGUGACCUUGGCAAACUUGCGAGGUCAACAACUUUGAAAAAAUUCAAGGAUGGAGAAGUGAGAGUUCUGGUGACUAAUGAACUUUCAGCAAGGGGUUUGGAUGUGGCAGAAUGUGAUCUUGUGGUUAAUCUGGACUUACCCACUGACUCUAUCCAUUAUGCACACCGAGCUGGUCGAACAGGUCGGCUUGGAAGGAAAGGUACUGUGGUAACCAUCUGUGAGGAGCCAGAAGUGUUUGUUGUGAAGAAACUGCAGAAGCAGCUUGGGGUCCCCAUUCCCGCUUGUGAGUUUACAGAAGGCAAACUUCAUGUCAUUGAAGAAGACAAAACUUUAGGGGGUGCAAGGUGAUACAUGCUCGAUUUUCUUUUCCUAUCAUAUUUUGAAAUUGACCCGGACCUUACCCCUGCUUCUAUUUGCCUCGCUUAUAAGUAUAUCAGAGGAUUGUUUUGUGGCCUAGUGAAUAUCUUUACGAAUAGUGACUGUAACUUUAUGCUUUUUCUUUAGUAAC